Messenger RNA from Ostreococcus tauri, 1302 nucleotides. RefSeq names its product WD40/YVTN repeat-like-containing domain. The transcript has a single exon. Bases 1 to 1302 code for a protein of 433 amino acids. Gene Ontology annotation, molecular function: protein binding. The record is from RefSeq and is a predicted model, not a curated record. NCBI's taxonomy places the organism in Eukaryota, Viridiplantae, Chlorophyta, Mamiellophyceae, Mamiellales, Bathycoccaceae.
AUGCGUCGUUUAAUAAGGCUCUGCAGUUUCGCCUCACUGUACGACGCAGCCGCGCAGUCAAUCGUCGACAUGUACGCGCGUUUGAGGACCGAGAACGACGGGGGCGUCGGGUUCACGUCGCGCGUGGUGAUUCAGAACCGGUCGGAGGAGUUUCGGUGGCGCACGCGGAUGAUUAAGAAUGAACUUGAGGAAUUCCACCGCGGCGUCACCUUCAGCGCGGAUGGGUCGACGCUGUGCGCGUACGACGCCUCCAAGCGAGCGUUAACGGUCGGUAAAUUAUCGAAUGAUUCUGUCGAGGACGUUUUCGAGGUGAAAACGGGCGAGCGGUCGCACCAGUGGAUGUUGGACGCAAGCGGACGCACGUGCACGACGAGCGAGCGGGACGCGCCGACGACGACUCGCGAGUGCGACUCUGGACGCGUCGUCGCGACGUACAGGAGUUUUAACGAUAAAGAUGAGGUUACUGGAGCGUGUGGGUUGGGGUAUGUGAACGAUGGACGGCAGAUUGCGUCCGGGUGCGAUGGGUUCGUGGACGUGUUUGACGUGGAGCGACCGGGACGGACGCCAGUCGCGAGAGUGCGCACGCGAACGAAAGCUUCGGUGUACGAGCGCUUAGGGUCGCAAGGGGGGUUGGUGUCGUGCGUGGACGGGUGCCCGAUUGAGCGCGACGUCUUCGCGUGCGGGACGUACGGUGGUGGGCGCGGAGCGAUCGAUUGCGGGGUGUACGACGGGAGAGCGGACGGAGGACGCGUGGCGUCUUGGGCGAGCGGCGGCGCCGGGGUGACGCAGACGAAAUGGAGCGCGUGCGGGAAUUUCGUCUUCGUUGCGAGCAGGAAGAAUAGUAAGAUAUCGUGCGUGGACAUUCGUCGAACGGGCUCCGAGGUGUACACGCUCGAGCGGAACGUCGGAGAGACGAACCAACGUGUGACGUUUGACAUCGAGCCGUGCGGAGCGCACCUCAUCUCUGGAGGUGUCGACGGGAAGCUCCGCUUCUUCGACCUCAGACGAGGCGUCGAGGUAAUGCCAUGCAAAACAGAGGACGGGUGUCCCGCGCGAUGGGGCGUAGAUACGGUGACGUGCGUGAACUCCUUCGCGUUCCAUCCGUUUGCGAGCGCGCCCGGUUCCCGCGCGUUCCGCGGCGCGUUCGCCGUCGGCGAGCGCGUCUUCGUCGAUUUCGACUCUUCCGACUCGGACCACGCCGAAUCCGACGCUAUUGAAGACCCCACGUCCUAUUUCGGCGUGUAUCUCGUGGAUUACCCAACGGAAUCCGUCCCACUCGACGCGCCGUCGACGCCGGUGUAA